AAUAUAAAGUUGUGAACAAGAUCUAUACAAAUAAAUACUAAACUUGUUGAGCCAAUUGAGUUCACAUAACAUAAAAGUUUAAGAAAAAAAAAUAAGAUGACCAUGGAAGAGAGCUUAUUAUUAAAGAAUAAUGUUCAUGAAGAACAAAGAGACAUUAAUGGUGAUAUUGAGAUUGAAAAUAAGAUUGUUGUGACAUUAUUGAAUUGGAAGGUUUUUUUUGAAGAAGUGAAGAGAUUAGGGUUCUUAGGAGGACCUCUUGUGAUAGUGGUUUUAUCUCAAUUUCUAUUACAAGUUAUUUCAAUUAUGAUGGUUGGUCACCUUGGUGAGCUCGCUCUUUCAAGCUCAGCCAUAGCCAUCUCACUUUCCGGGGUCACUGGUUUUAGUGUUCUUAUGGGUAUGGCAAGUGGACUAGAGACCAUAUGUGGUCAAGCAUAUGGAGCUAAGCAAUACAAGAAACUUGGGCUUCAAACUUACACUGCAAUAUUUUGUUUGUUCUUGGUUUGUAUACCAAUUUCUUUAAUUUGGAUUUUCAUGGGAAAAAUACUUGUUUUCAUUGGUCAAGACCCUCAAAUUUCUCAUGAAGCUGGAAAAUUCAUAAUAUGGCUUAUUCCAGCUCUAUUUGCAUAUGCAAUUCUUCAACCACUUAUAAGAUAUUUUCAAACACAAAGCAUGAUAACUCCAAUGCUCAUAACCUCUUUUGCCAUACUUUGUUUCCACAUACCUUUAUCUUGGGUUUUAGUAUUCAAAUUUGGAUUGGGAAAUCUUGGAGGAGCAUUGGGUAUUAGUAUUUCGUAUUGGUUAAACGCUAUUAUAUUCGGUUUCUACAUUAAGUUUUCUCCUUCAUGUGAGAAAACUCGAACUUCGAUUUCUAUAGAGAUUUUUCAUGGGAUUAGGGAGUUCUUUCGGUUGGCUAUCCCUUCUGCAGUUAUGUCAUGUCUAGAAUGGUGGUCAUUUGAGUUGCUUAUUCUAAUGUCUGGAAUUCUACCAAAUCCACAGCUUGAAACUUCAGUUCUUUCUAUAUGCUUACAAACCAUCUCAACAUUAUAUGCAAUUCCUUUUGGAGUUGGUGCUGCAGCAAGUACAAGAGUUGCAAAUGAACUAGGAGCCGGGAACCCACAAGGAGCUCGUAUUGCAACCUUUGCUGCAAUGUUUAUAGCCAUAGUAGAGACGAGCAUAGUAACCACAACACUUUUUAUGUGUCGAGAUGUUUUCGGUUACACUUUUAGUAAUGAGAAAGAAGUUGUGAGUUAUGUCACAGAAAUGGCUCCUUUACUUUGUUUAUCUGUUGUACUAGACAGCAUGCAAGGAAACCUAUCAGGUAUUGCUAGAGGAUGUGGGUGGCAACACAUAGGGGCAUUCAUAAAUCUUGGUGCAUUUUAUCUGUGUGGAAUUCCAAUAGGUGUCAUUUUGGGUUUUUGGGCAAAUUUGAGAGGAAAAGGGCUUUGGAUUGGUAUACAAAUUGGUUCAUUUGUGCAAAUCAUUUUGCUUUCUUUUGUUACUGGUUGUACAAAUUGGGAAAAACAGGCAAGUAUGGCAAAGGAGAGAUUAUUUGGUGAUACAUCAAAAAAUGGACUAGAGGACUAGAAAUAUAUUUAUAUAUAUUAAAAUUUAUUGUUAAUUUUGAGAAGAAAAAAGAAAUUAAUGACAUUUUAUUUCUUUUAUAGGGAUUAUUUUAUAAAUACAAAAAAUAACAAUAAAAAAUUAAAAAAAAUACAGUUGUACGAAAUUUUAAACAUUUUUACGAUUUUUAUGAUUUUAUUUACAAAA
Cannabis sativa is the source of this 1767-nucleotide messenger RNA. Its product is annotated as protein DETOXIFICATION 12-like. Lineage: Eukaryota; Viridiplantae; Streptophyta; Magnoliopsida; Rosales; Cannabaceae. The record is from RefSeq and is a predicted model, not a curated record. Bases 97 to 1584 code for a protein of 495 amino acids. Gene Ontology annotation, cellular component: membrane. The transcript has 7 exons. Gene Ontology annotation, biological process: xenobiotic detoxification by transmembrane export across the plasma membrane. Gene Ontology annotation, molecular function: xenobiotic transmembrane transporter activity; antiporter activity.